AUGGCCGGCUUUGCGACAUAUCUACUUGGGGCUCUCAGCGCGAUCGUAAUCGCCCGCUUGGUCCUCUCCCUCGUUAAACGCCCCUCACUGCCUCUACCACCAGGACCCAAGCCCUUACCUCUGAUCGGGAAUAUUCACCAGCUACCAAAGAGCCUCCAGUGGCUGGAGUUUCACCACUGGAGCAAGAAGUAUGGCCCGGUCAUGCACCUCAGCAUGGGCGGACAGCCACUCAUCGUCCUCUCUAACUACCAGGCCGCACACGAUCUCCUCAACCGCCGCAGCUUGCGAUACUCGGAUCGCCCACGUCUGGUCAUGGCUGGUGAGCUGGUCACUAAGGGUAUGCACAUCCUCCUGCGACCAUAUAAUGACCAGUACAAACUACACCAGAAGAUGGAAGCCCCACUCCUACACUUGCGUGCUGCGACCAACUACCGCCCACUACAGGACCUCGAGUCACAGCAACUGCUAUGGGAUGUGCUAGGCGAGUGGGACAAGCUCGGCGAGAAGGGCGUAGACUUCCACCACCACUUCGAGCGCGCAAUGGCCAGUACUAUCUACUGCCUGAGCUACGGCUACCGGCUGCAAACGGGAUACGAGCAGGAACUGAUGGACGGAAAGCGCGCAAUGGCGGAGUUUUCGCGCACCGGGGAGGUGGGCGCAUAUAUUGUCGACUCGUUCCCGUCGCUGAAUUACCUUCCCAAAUUUCUGGCGCCGUGGAAGAAGGAGGGCGAGGAGCUAUUUGAGCUGGAGCGACAGCUGCAUAUUGGGAACUUGAAGAAGGGACUGAGUAACCGCAAGUGGAACUUUUCGAAGCAUAUGAAGGAGUCGCCAGAGGCUGUGGGAAUGCCUGAAAUUGAGCUCGCGUUUGAUCUGGGGAUUCUUGCUGAUGCUGGUUUGGAUACUUCGACUGUUGCGCUGGACUGGUUUAUCGUUGCUUGGAUUACAUGGGGCUCGAGUGGCUGGGUGAAAAAGGCGCAGCAGCUGCUGGACGAAGUCGUUGGAAAGGACCGCCUACCUAGCUUUGAAGACCGCCCCAAGCUGGCCUAUAUCGAUGCUAUUGUGAGCGAGACCCUCCGCUGGCGCCCCGUCUCCCCCCAGGGCGUGCCACACUUCACCAAAACCGAGGACGAGUACAUGGGCUACCACAUCCCCGCCAACUCGAUUGUUCUCCCUAGCGGAUUUAGUAUCGCCCGUGAUGAGGCUGUGUUCGGCGAGGACGUCGACAACUUUAUCCCGGAGCGAUGGCUCGCUGAGGAGUCUGACAAGGAGCAAAUCGACGCCUGCGGCUUUAAUACCUCUGCCCUCAAGGACUUACCGCAUACGGGCUUCGGGUUCGGACGCAGAAUCUGUACUGGCCGGUUCAUCGCGCGCAAUCAGCUGUUCAUUCAGAUGGCGCGCAUGCUGUGGUCGUUUGAUGUCGAGGCUGGCGUUUUGGAUGAGGCCACGGGCGCGAGACACAAGGUCGAUGAUAUGGACUGCACGGAGGGCUUCAUCGUCAUGCCCAAGCCAUUUAGGUCUGUGAUGCGCCCGAGGGGACAGUGGGUGCGCGAUGCGAUCCUGAAGGCGGGCACCACGCAUAGCCUGGAUCAUUCGGCUAUUUUGGAGGCGGCCAAGAUUGGAAAGUCAUGA
Messenger RNA from Penicillium griseofulvum, 1629 nucleotides. RefSeq names its product cytochrome P450. The coding region runs from base 1 to 1629 and encodes 542 amino acids. The record is from RefSeq and is a predicted model, not a curated record. The transcript is spliced from 2 exons. Gene Ontology annotation, molecular function: heme binding; monooxygenase activity; oxidoreductase activity, acting on paired donors, with incorporation or reduction of molecular oxygen. Lineage: Eukaryota; Fungi; Ascomycota; Eurotiomycetes; Eurotiales; Aspergillaceae.